Molecule: messenger RNA, 6570 nt
Organism: Struthio camelus australis
Lineage: Eukaryota; Metazoa; Chordata; Aves; Struthioniformes; Struthionidae
Gene: ITGA6
Product: integrin subunit alpha 6
Biological process (GO): cell adhesion mediated by integrin; cell-cell adhesion; integrin-mediated signaling pathway
Cellular component (GO): external side of plasma membrane; integrin complex
Molecular function (GO): integrin binding
Source: RefSeq, a predicted model, not a curated record
AGCCAUUGCUGUUCCCUAUGUUUAGACAGUAAAGAUAUGCAUAGCUACAGUUACUUUGCUUAACUAGUGUUUUGCUUUUUUUUUCUCUUUAAUCUUUCACUCAUAUGUUUGCAGGUCUUCUAUUUCUGACAGCUGUGUCUGAUACUCACCCAGAUCAGUUUGUAUACAAAACAUUGCCUCCCCACAUACAGGUGGACAAAGCAGUGGAUGUAAUGAUGAAUAGCUACUUAGGUUUCUCUUUAGACUCUGGUAAAGGAAUUGUCUCCCCAAAUGAGAUGACUUUUGUGUCUGGUGCACCAAGAGCCAACCACAGUGGAGCAGUUGUUUUACUGAAAAAAGAGAAAAAUCAGAGAGCGCUUUCACUCGAGCACAUGUUUGAAGGAGAAGGGCUGGCCUCUUCUUUUGGUUAUGAUGUUGCUGUGGUGGACCUCAACAAUGACGGGUGGCAAGACAUUGUUGUUGGAGCACCGCAGUAUUUUGACAGAAGUGGAGAUAUUGGUGGUGCUGUGUAUAUCUACAUUAACCAGCAAGGCAAAUGGAAAGGGGUAAAACCUGUUCGCUUAAAUGGAACCACUGACUCAAUGUUUGGACUUGCAGUUGAAAACAUUGGAGACAUUAAUCAGGAUGGAUUUCCAGAUAUUGCAGUAGGUGCUCCAUAUGAUGGUUUUGGCAAAGUAUACAUUUAUCAUGGAUCCAAGAGUGGAAUAAAUACAAAACCAGCGCAGAUUCUUGAUGGUGAAAAAACAGGCACCAAUUUCUUUGGUUAUUCUAUUGCUGGAAACAUGGACCUGGAUAAAAAUUCCUACCCUGAUAUUGCUGUUGGUUCUCUUUCAGAUUCUGUAUCUGUGUUCAGAUCUCGGCCUGUUAUAAGCAUUAUGAAAAGCAUUACAGUACAUCCUGACAGAAUUGAUCUAAAGAGAAAGAACUCUGAGGAACCUAGUGAAAUACAGAUGGAUGUGAAAGCAUGUUUUCAAUACACUGCAAACCCUCGUGAUUUAAAUCCAAGAAUAAAGAUCAGCUAUACAUUUGAAGCAGAAAAUGAGAGGAGGCAAUUAGGCCUGCCAUCUAGAGUACGAUUUAAAGACCAUCUGUCUGACCAGUUUACUGCAAGUACAACCCUGAGGGAACAGAAUUCAAAAGAGUGUGUAUCAACGAAGCUUGUACUACAGGAAAAAAUUAAAGACAAGCUGCGCCCCAUUCCUGUAUCGGUUAGUGUGAAAAUUGCUGGCUUGGAGUCUAGCUCACCAUCCAUAAAAAAAGAAAGAGCGCUUCCGGAUCUUUUACCAAUUCUAAACUCAGAUGAAUCUGAAACAGAGACCACAAAAGUGGAGUUCUUAAAAGAAGGAUGUGGAGAAGACAAUGAAUGUCACAGCAAUCUAAAACUGCAGUACCGAUUUUGUACUAGAGAAGGAAAUGAAGACAGGUUUACCUAUUUACCAAUUGAAAAUGACAUGCCAGUGCUUGUUCUGAAAGAUCAGAAAGAUAUUGCUCUGGAAAUAACAGUGACAAAUAAUCCAUCUGAUGCAAAAAAUCCACAAAAAGAUGGUGAAGAUGCAUACGAAGCUAAACUAAUUGCAACUUUUCCAGAUAGUCUGACUUACUCUGCUUUCAGGGAGAUGAGGGGUUAUCCUGAAAAACAGCUAACCUGUGGCGCUAACCAAAAUGGUUCUCAAGCAGAGUGUGAACUUGGAAAUCCUUUCAAGAGAAAUUCCAAUGUCACCUUUUAUCUGAUCUUGAGUACCACUAAAGUUAACGUUGAUACAACAGACUUGGACAUUAAUCUGAAGUUGGAAACAACAAGCACUCAAGUUAAUUCGACUCCAAUCAUUGCUAGUGCUAAAGUGGUUAUUGAACUGCUUUUAUCACUCACUGGAGUUGCUAAGCCUUCUCAGGUAUACUUUGGAGGUAACAUCGUCGGUGAGAGUGCUAUAAAAUCUGAAGAUAAUAUUGGAAGCCUCAUAGAGUAUGAAUUCAGAGUAACUAACUUGGGCAGGCCACUUAAAACAUUUGGCACAGCUUCUCUGGACAUCCAGUGGCCAAAAGAAAUUAGUAAUGGCAAAUGGCUGCUUUAUUUGAUGAAAAUAGAUUCCAAAGGCUUGGAAAAAGUCUCCUGUCAACCCCAGAAUGAAAUUAAUUAUUUGCGUGUUACGGAAUCCCAUAACUCAAGGAAGAAACGUGAGGUUGCAGAGAAGCAGAUUAUAGACAGCAAAACAUUUUCUUUAUUCUCAGAAAGAAAAUACAAGACUUUGGACUGCAAUACGAAUGCACGCUGCGUGGACAUAAGAUGCCCCCUGAAUGGUUUGGACAGCAAGGCAUCUGUUGUGCUGCGUUCCAGACUGUGGAACAGUACUUUCUUAGAAGAAUACUCCAAAAUGAACUAUCUAGACAUUCUUGUUAGGGCUUCAAUCAGCGUUCCUGCUGCAGCUAAGAAUGUUAAACUCACAAAUGAAGUUGCUCAGGUGCGUGUUACUGUCUUUCCUGCAAAAACGGUAGCACUUUAUACAGGGGUGCCUUGGUGGAUCAUCUUAGUAGCAAUUCUUGCUGGAAUACUAAUGCUUGCACUGUUGGUAUUCUUAUUGUGGAAGUGUGGGUUCUUCCAGCGUUCUAGGUACGAUGACAGUGUCCCCCGAUAUCAUGCUGUAAGAAUUCGAAAAGAAGAGCGACAGAUCAAAGAUGGGAAAUGCAAAGAUCUUGAGACAAAACAGUGGAUCACGAAAUGGCAAAGUUCAGCUAAAGGUUCAUGUUUUCCUUAAUGGAAUACUGGUGGAGUUGGACCUGUGUACACUAUGGACAUUCACUGUUUGAUUGUAGAUACUACUACUUACAUUGAGGCUUUUGUUUGCACAGCUAAAAUUGCUUCAACAGACUUUAUUUGCAUUAUUUAAUUUCCAGACUGCCUCUUUUUCCCUUCAAAUCUAACUCACACUUUAGACGAUGCUGUAUUGAUUUGGGUCUUUUCUGCAAUGUGUACAUCUGCCAUGGCAGACUUUUUCCUAUGAUCUUUACAUUCCUGGUGUGUAAGGAAUGCGUAGUUAAGGUCACAAUAGGUUCUCCAUCCUUCCUUCAGUGCACACAGUGGCCUUGACACACUUUGUUCAGGUGAAAUCUGAAGACCUGCAAAUCUACUUUAGUCAUAAGCUUUGCCUGCUACAGUAGUUAGGGCUUAACAACAAGCAUCAUCUUAAAUUACAUGUGCAAUAGGUGAUGUUGCUCAGUUUCUAAGAUCAGAUUGUGUGAAUCUUGCUCACACCAAAUAUACACAGGUUUUUUUUAAAGAGAGGCUUAAAUAUUAGAUGUACUUUUUGUAUAUAUAUAUUUUAGUCAUUUUUGUAUUUAUUUUUGUUAUAAAUCAUUGUCUUUGACUAACCAUUAGGCCAAAGACUUAACUGAACCUUCAAACCCACUGUGUUUAUGAACUUCGGAUUACAAGACCUGAAGCUUUCACAGCAUUUUAAUAAAUCACUACAGGUGCCAAUGCUUUCUAAAAAUGUAAGUAUUUAUUCCAGUGAUAUAUGUGGGGGCUUUUUUCCUGAUACAUAUUUUAUGUAAUAGGAAUCACCAGGUCUUGUAAUGUGAUUUGUAUAUUACUUCAGAAUAUGUAACGAUUUGGACAGCAAGCAGAAGUAUGGUUUUAAAUACAGUUUUAUACUUGUUGCAAGAGAAGUGACAGGUUCUCUGGAAACAACUUUCCAGCUUCAUGAGAAUUUCCUGUUUAGAGAAAAGUGUUGACUACUGCAUCUGUUAGAUAGCACUUGAAGGAGGCUAUAAAGGCCUAACUUACCUUAAUUAUGGGGAUCUGAGCCGAUCCACUUUGAGACUACUGAAUUGUCUUGAAUACCUGAAUGUUGAUAAGAGUAGAGCCACAACGUUGUGCUUUUCAGUAAUCUAGUUAUUGUAACAUAAGUGAUUUAAAUGCCUAACUAUUUAAAGAGUUUACCUUUUUUUACCCAUGUUCUAAAGUGUUGGUACUAUUUAAGAAUUAAAAUUUAGCUCACAAUUGUUUAUUUCAUGUAAAACAAAAUUCUACUCAAAGAUGCAUGUUAAUUGCUAGUAAUCUGUACUAUGCAAAAACCUCUUUAUACUUUUUCCCCUCCUAGGGGAAAAACCUGCUAAAAGGGCAGUUGUCAGGCGUCUCAUUUGUAUUACUAACUCUAUAAACAUACCUUUUUAGAAGUUGUGGUCCACCUUAAACGUUAUUAUAGAAAGUACGUUCAUUUAAUAGACUCCUCUUCCUCCUGCUAAAUAAUCUCAGUAUGUUGUGACCCUGAUUUUAUGAACCCUUACACACAUUUAUAGCUGUUAUCCAGUUUCUGACCUUUUAAAAAUUCUAGCUUACUUGCUGAAAGGCUCAUCUGUGUAAGAAGCCAGGCUAAUAUGGUGCUAAGAAGCUUGACAAACUACUGCAGGCUUUGAUUUAAAAGCAAUGUCUUUCCCCAUCCUGCCCCCCUCAAUUGUGGCACUGCUGUAAGAACAUGAAUGUUGAACUGAAAGUUUUUGAAAAUAAGUCAUGUCACUGGUAUACUUUUGUCUCAAACAGUUUUUAUACUAGCUAGCAAUGCAACAUCAUUCCAAUAUUAGAAAUUACCUGUGGAUAUUUGUAUAGAAGUGUGAAAUAAAAAUUUUUUUAAUUAAAACUGUUUUUGGUAAUGGUGAUUUCUUCUUAAUUUCAUGACUUACUCUCAGCUCAGCUCACUAGUUUAUUAGAAGAGCAAGCUGCAAGCUUUAAGGAAGAGAAACUAUUAAAAUGUUAGCUUUAAAAAAAAAAAAAAAAAAGUCUCAAUCUAAAUAUGGCUGUAACUCUGACCUCACCUAUGCAAGGAGGUGGCCACAAGAGCUGCAGCUGAUACUGCACAAUCUCUCCCAUGUGCAGGCUGGCUCCUGCCUGCUGUGCUUUCCAGCAUUGACAGCAGCCUGGUGGCCAGGCAGCCCUUCCAACAGCACAGUUCUAUGCUUGAGUUCCUCAUGGGAGAGCUGCCCUCUGUUCUCACUUCGCUUUUGUGCUGCCCAGGUGUAAAGGCACUUGAGACGGGCUACCACACUGCAACUUCAGUGCGCGCAGUCUUCUGUAAGCUACCUUGCCAUAUGGGUGGUGUUGGUAAGUGGGUGAGGCACAAGAGUGUUUCCCAAAAAUCAGUCAAGGACUUUACCCACCUUUCUGUACCUAUCAGUGGAAGCACGAUACUGACUGUUACUUACGAAGACAUAGAAUACAGAUUCAACUCAAAAAGAAAAAAAAAAGAAAAAAGAAAGGGAAAAGAUGCAGCAAACAAGGAUUAGUGGGUAUUUUUUUUUCCUAAAUCUCUCUUUUUAAGAUGUUAAUCCUUACAGGAUUUCACUUUCCUCUGCUGAAAGGAAAGAUGCAGCAAGUACUGAAGAUAAGGGUUAAGAGGAUACAUGCUAGGCAAAGGGAGUGACAGAUAAGGAGGCCAGUGUUUAUUACAGCUGAGAAAUUACCAGGAGUAUAACCAGCAGCUGCUGCUAGGUCUCCUGGAGCACGUAAAAGGUGUGGAAAGCAACCUUCUUCUAUUAAUUAAAUUCUUUAAUUAGUCUCAUUGACAUGGUUAUAACGGACACAAGCAUUUAUCCACAGAAAGACAAAAAUAGGGACUGAGCGAGCAGGGAAGUACCCUCCCAUGAAACACAGGAUCAUGGCUGUCAAAACAGGCCUUGACAGCACUGUAUCACUAGAAUCUAGUGUAGGGCCUGGCUUCUGUUCAACAGCACAGAUAAGUUACCUAUAAGGUAUAAACAAGUUUUUUUCCUAUGACACUACACAGCCUCAGUUGCCACUCUGUGUAUAGUUUAAGGCACGCUAAUAGAUUACUAGUAAAAUGGAGUAUAUGUUUGACUGUCACAGGUGCCAGAUCUUAUGAGAAAAGCUUCCAAUAUAAGGGUCCAUGAUGGUGUAAUUUCAAGAACCACCUGUGGGAAGGGAGGCAGAGAAGGAACAGGGUGUGCUGAAGCAAACAGCAGGGAACAUAGCACAUAAGUAGCAUAGAAAAGAUUUUUUUUGAUGAAGGCACUAAAACUCAAAUCUAUUUGCAGCACGCUGAGCUGCAAUGCUGGCUGCCACUGCAGCACAUUAUCCUAACUAAAAAUCAGACUAAACAGAGGACAAGAAACCUGCUUACAUGCAGCAGGGGAGGCUUGCGGGGGGGGGGGGGGGAAGGCACAAGAAAGGAUUAGCAAUCAGUUUGCAAAAAACGCAUGAGAACAAAUUGCAAUUAAAAAAGAAACUGAAGUAGCAUGUCGAGGCAGCUCACCAGCACGGACAUGCUUCUGCUGGUUUUCCAGACAAGCCCACCUGUGUGUGGAAACAAGAAUCCAAGCAGUGUAUUUCCCUCCUGUGGCUUUGUAAGCAGUUACAUCAGUCCCAUCCCCAUCCUUGGGACUUGAGUAUUUGGCCCCUCAAGCUCUGGAUUCAUAAUUAAAAUUAUGUCUUUUAUGACUUCAUAAACCUUACUGCUUUGCUAGGCAUGGACUACAAGAGAGGACUGAUGGCUCAGUGCAGUCCUUGCAGCCUUCUUUCCCAAGCAACGUCCUUGGGGGCUUUCCAGCAAGCCUUCUUUU